Molecule: messenger RNA, 4187 nt
Organism: Callorhinchus milii (elephant shark)
Lineage: Eukaryota; Metazoa; Chordata; Chondrichthyes; Chimaeriformes; Callorhinchidae
Gene: sf3b3
Product: splicing factor 3b, subunit 3
Exons: 27
Coding region: 200-3853 (1217 amino acids)
Biological process (GO): mRNA splicing, via spliceosome
Cellular component (GO): nucleus; U2 snRNP
Molecular function (GO): protein binding; U2 snRNA binding
Source: RefSeq, a predicted model, not a curated record
CGCGCGGCGGACAGCCCCUGCGUGCCGUGAGGACCCGGAGCAGAGCGCGGGCUGGGAGCUGCCGGCCGGGAGGCAUGAGGGAAAUGGAGGCGCGGACCUGAGCGAAUAUCAGCGGCAUCCGACACCACACAGCGGUCCUGCUCAACACUAGAAGUCGUACGGUGCUGUUUUUUAUACUUGGUAACAGACUUGUGCAAUCAUGUUUUUGUAUAACCUGACCCUUCAGAGGGCAACUGGCAUAUCCCAUGCCAUCCAUGGAAACUUUUCAGGAACCAAAAUGCAGGAGAUUGUUGUUUCCCGGGGGAAGAUCCUCGAAUUACUCCGUCCAGAUGCAAACACAGGGAAAGUACAUACUCUGCUUACAGUGGAAGUUUUUGGGAUAAUUCGUUCUUUAAUGGCCUUCAGGCUAACGGGAGGUACUAAAGAUUACAUUGUAGUGGGCAGUGAUUCGGGCAGAAUUGUUAUCCUGGAGUACCAACCAUCCAAGAAUAUCUUUGACAAAGUUCACCAGGAAACCUUUGGCAAGAGUGGUUGUCGGCGUAUCGUACCUGGCCAGUACCUGGCAGUGGACCCCAAAGGUCGUGCUGUCAUGAUAGGUGCCAUUGAGAAACAGAAGCUGGUGUACAUUCUGAACAGAGAUGCUGCUGCCCGGCUGACCAUCUCCUCGCCCCUUGAAGCACACAAGGCAAACACACUCGUGUACCAUGUGGUGGGUGUGGAUGUGGGCUUUGAAAACCCUAUGUUUGCCUGCCUUGAGAUGGACUAUGAGGAGGCAGAUAGCGACCCCACAGGUGAGGCAGCAGCUAACACGCAGCAGACCUUGACGUUCUAUGAGUUAGACUUGGGCCUGAACCACGUAGUGAGGAAGUACAGUGAACCUCUGGAGGAGCACGGCAACUUUCUGAUUACAGUUCCAGGGGGCUCUGAUGGCCCGAGCGGUGUGCUCAUCUGCUCUGAAAACUACAUCACGUAUAAGAACUUUGGUGAUCAACCUGAUAUUCGAUGUCCCAUCCCAAGGAGACGGAAUGACCUGGACGAUCCCGAACGAGGAAUGAUCUUUGUCUGCUCGGCGACACAUAAAACCAAGUCCAUGUUCUUCUUCUUGGCACAGACUGAACAGGGCGACAUCUUUAAAAUCACCCUGGAAACAGACGAGGAUAUGGUAACUGAGAUCAGACUGAAGUAUUUUGAUACAGUUCCUGUAUCUACCGCGAUGUGCGUGUUGAAGACUGGAUUCCUGUUUGUAGCUUCUGAAUUUGGCAAUCACUACCUUUAUCAGAUUGCACAUCUGGGAGAUGAUGAUGAUGAGCCUGAGUUCUCCUCAGCUAUGCCUCUGGAGGAGGGGGACACCUUUUUCUUCCAGCCACGACCUCUCAAAAACCUGGUACUAGUUGAUGAGCUGGACAGCCUUUCACCUAUUCUGACUUGCCAGAUUGCUGACUUGGCCAAUGAAGACACACCCCAGUUGUACGUGGCCUGUGGUCGGGGCCCACGGUCAUCCCUGAGAGUCUUGAGACAUGGUCUUGAGGUUUCCGAAAUGGCCGUCUCUGAGCUUCCUGGUAACCCUAAUGCAGUAUGGACUGUAAGAAGACAUGUGGAAGAUGAGUACGAUGCAUACAUCAUUGUAUCUUUCGUGAAUGCCACACUGGUACUGUCUAUCGGUGAGACUGUAGAGGAAGUGACAGACUCUGGAUUUCUGGGUACCACACCCACACUCUCCUGUUCCUUGCUUGGUGAAGAUGCACUGGUGCAGGUGUACCCGGAUGGUAUCCGUCACAUCCGUGCAGACAAGAGAGUGAAUGAGUGGAAAACCCCGGGUAAAAAGACCAUUGUGAAAUGUGCAGUGAACCAGCGUCAGGUUGUGAUUGCUCUGACAGGUGGGGAGCUGGUCUACUUUGAGAUGGACCCGUCUGGCCAGCUGAACGAGUACACUGAGCGGAAGGAGAUGUCAGCAGAUGUGGUGUGCAUGAGUUUAGCAAACGUACCUCCAGGAGAGCAGCGCUCUCGGUUUCUGGCUGUGGGUCUUGUAGACAACACCGUCAGGAUUAUUUCUCUUGACCCUUCGGACUGUCUGCAACCCCUGAGUAUGCAGGCUCUUCCAGCACAGCCAGAGUCGCUCUGUAUAGUUGAGAUGGGUGGUGCAGAAAAACAGGACGAGCUGGGAGAGAAGGGCUCCAUUGGCUUCUUGUACUUAAAUAUAGGUUUACAGAACGGUGUGUUACUGAGGACUGUGCUGGAUCCAGUGACUGGCGAUCUGUCUGACACCAGAACCAGAUAUUUGGGGUCUCGACCGGUCAAGCUCUUCAGGGUCAGGAUGCAGGGUCAGGAAGCGGUGUUGGCUAUGUCCAGCCGCUCAUGGCUCAGUUACUCGUAUCAAUCUCGUUUCCAUCUGACACCACUGUCCUAUGAAACUCUGGAGUAUGCAUCGGGUUUUGCUUCAGAGCAGUGUCCAGAGGGUAUUGUGGCCAUCUCCACCAACACCUUGAGAAUCUUGGCUCUUGAGAAGUUGGGAGCAGUCUUCAACCAGGUUUCCUUCCCUCUGCAGUUCACUCCCAGAAAGUUUGUCAUUCACCCAGAGAGCAACAAUAUCAUUGUUAUUGAGACUGACCACAAUGCUUACACAGAGGCCACCAAAGCCCAACGCAAACAGCAAAUGGCUGAGGAAAUGGUGGAAGCAGCUGGAGAGGAUGAGCGAGAGCUUGCAGCAGAGAUGGCUGCGGCCUUUUUGAAUGAGAAUCUGCCUGAAUCUAUUUUUGGAGCCCCCAAGGCAGGAAGUGGUCAGUGGGCAUCUGUGGUCCGAGUAAUGAACCCCAUCCAGGGUAACGUGUAUGAUCAAAUCCAGUUGGAACAGAAUGAAGCAGCCUUUAGUGUUGCUGUCUGUAAGUUUGCAAACGGAAGUGAUGAUUGGUAUGUGCUGGUUGGAGUUGGCAAAGACUUGAUCCUCAAUCCCCGCUCGGUUGGCGGUGGAUACAUUUAUACCUACAAACUCAUCAACAGCGGGGAGAAGCUGGAAUUUGUACACAAGACCUCCAUUGAGGAGGUUCCCACAGCCAUUGCACCUUUCCAGGGCCGAGUUCUGGUGGGCUUGGGUAAACUUCUGCGCAUCUACGAUCUAGGAAAGAAGAAGCUUCUAAGAAAAUGUGAAAAUAAGCACAUUCCAAAUUACAUUGUGGCUAUUCACACCAUUGGGCACCGAGUGGUUGUCUCAGACGUACAAGAAAGCUUCUUCUGGAUCCGUUACAAACGGAACGAGAACCAGCUGAUCAUCUUUGCCGAUGACACGCUGCCGCGCUGGAUCACCACAGCCAGCCUGCUGGAUUACGAGACCAUGGCCGGCGCCGAUAAAUUUGGAAACAUCAGCGUGGUGAGGUUGCCACCAAACACCAGUGAUGAUGUUGAUGAGGAUCCUACAGGGAACAAAGCCUUGUGGGACAGAGGUCUGCUUAAUGGAGCUUCACAAAAGGCCGAGGUCAUUGUUAAUUACCAUGUGGGUGAGUCGGUGCUCUCACUGCAGAAGACGACACUAAUCCCUGGUGGCUCUGAAUCUCUGGUGUAUACAACACUGUCCGGGGGCAUCGGGAUCCUGGUCCCAUUCACAUCACACGAGGACCACGACUUCUUCCAACAUCUGGAGAUGCACAUGAGAUCAGAGCAUCCUCCUCUCUGCGGUCGAGACCACCUUAGUUUCCGCUGCUACUACUUCCCCGUCAAGAAUGUAAUUGACGGCGAUCUUUGUGAACAGUUCAACUCCAUGGAUCCCAUCAAACAGAAGAGUGUGGCGGAGGAGCUGGACAGAACCCCAGCUGAGGUGUCCAAAAAACUGGAAGAUAUCCGAACACGCUAUGCAUUCUAAUCACCAUCCGCUGCCCAGCGCGCUCACCUCAAUUUGAUGGUUGUCUGCGUUUAAUCGGUUUAAGUCACAGAGUGUCCAGUCAGAGAGACCCGUGAUCCAUCAUUCACUCAACCAGUUAUUUUCAUGGUUGAAAAGGACUGGAAUGUCUCUUGUAAAUAUAGUUUUGUACAUUGAACUGUUUAAAAGCUUUUGUGGGGUGGGUGGGUGGGGGGAGAGACAGUUUUGCCACACGCUUUGGGGGACAUGAAGUGUGAAUAUCUACCUGUCAUUUUUUUAAACAGUUGCUUUUCCAGUUGAAUAGAGCAAAAUAAUAAAAGUCCUUGUUUUAUUAAAA